Messenger RNA from Plasmodium reichenowi, 636 nucleotides. Its product is annotated as SNARE protein, putative. The transcript has 8 exons. Gene Ontology annotation, biological process: Golgi vesicle transport. Lineage: Eukaryota; Apicomplexa; Aconoidasida; Haemosporida; Plasmodiidae. The coding region runs from base 1 to 636 and encodes 211 amino acids. Gene Ontology annotation, cellular component: membrane. The record is from RefSeq and is a predicted model, not a curated record.
AUGAAUGAACAAAUUGAUCCGUUUUAUGAAGCAAAACAAGAAGUUGAUAUUUCUGUAAAUAAACUACAAAGCCUAUAUAAUAAUUGGAAUAACAUACCUGAUAAAAGUUCUAUAUCUGCAAGAGAAAAAUACAAUUUGAUAAAAGAAGAAAUAAAAUACUUAAAUGAAGAUUUAAACGAUUUAGAUAAUUCAGUUAAUAUAGUAAAAAAAAAUUCAUAUAAAUUUAAUAUAAGUUCCCAAGAAAUUGAGGAAAGAACACAAUCAUUGAGAAUCAUAAGAAAUUUAUUGAACGAGAUAACAAACAAUAUAAAUAAUAAUGUUUUAAGUUAUAAUAAUAAUACAAAUAAUGACUACAACUCAGUUAUAUUAAAAAGACAAGAUAACGAUUUAGAAGAAUUGGCUGAAUCAGCAGAGAGAUUACACCAUGCUGCAAUUACAAUAAAUACCGAAUUAAAGGAUCAACAAAAGUUAUUAGAUGAACUGGAAAACGAAAUGGACAUUUCUAAUGAAAAAAUUAACUUCGUAACAAAAAAAAUAUCUCAUUACUUAAAAACAAAGAAUCCAAAAAUCUUGUCCUUAAUAUGUUAUUUAUCAUUGAUAUCUUUGGUCUUAUUCUUUAUACUCAUAGUUUCAUGA